Messenger RNA from Glycine soja, 1316 nucleotides. RefSeq lists its product as uncharacterized. Bases 189 to 959 code for a protein of 256 amino acids. The transcript has a single exon. NCBI's taxonomy places the organism in Eukaryota, Viridiplantae, Streptophyta, Magnoliopsida, Fabales, Fabaceae. The record is from RefSeq and is a predicted model, not a curated record.
GUAGUGGGUCCCUAAGAAUGCGGGGGUGGACACGCCCAGUUAGCCGUUGUCGAACUGAAGCAGCUCACGCUCUAGCUACUGCCCCUCUUCCAUUUCCUUUUCACACACACUUCCAAUGAUCACAAUUCACAACAACACUCACUCACCUUAAUCAAACAAAACCACACACUCCACUCCCAACAACAACAAUGGUGGGAUUCUACGACCUCUCCGACACCGACAACGACUCCGCCGUCGAAGAAAUAAUCUCGCAGGCCCAAGACGCAGUCGUUCUGGACCAAGUCUCCGCCAUCAACUGCUCCGCCUUCACUGACGACUCCCUUCUCCCCUCCCACCUUGAAACCCGUUUCCGCAACCUCAAAUCCUUCCCUCCCACCAAACCCAAACCCAACACCAUCGCCAAAGCUCGCACCUUUUCUUCCAAUCUCUCUUCAGCAAACCCCCAAAGUCCCAAUUUUUCACCACCCAAACAGAACCCAGAUUCUGGGUACACCUCGUCGCACGAGAAAAAGAGUUUCAGAGAAAAAACUAAAGACGGGUCUCUUUCUGUUUCUGCUUCUUCACCCCCGUCUGCUUCUGCUUCUGCUUCUUCCCCUUGCUCUGAUGAAAGUUCCAUGUCUUCCUUGUUCAAACCGAAGCAAAAGGAAGAAGGUUCCAAACAGGACUCUUCUGUGAGGUCUUCGAAUUCUCCUUCGCCUCCUCGGAGGAGGGGUUGUUUGUGGUUCUUUCCGAAGAAGAAGAAGGAGGAGGAGAAGGAGAAGAAGAAGAAGAAAAGCAAGCAGAAUUGGGGUGAUGACUUGUUGUCGGAAUUGGGAAGCUUCUCGAGGAAGGAACAACAAAAAAUGCUCAAGAAGGCGAUGAAGGAAGAAGAGAAGGUUAGCCGCGAGGCUGAGAAGAUCGUCCAGUGGGCCAAGCAAGCAUCUGCAAGGUUCAACCUUGAGGAUGAGCUCAGUGAUUGAUGACUAGAAUACAGAACACUGAAUUUUGGGUUUUCUAUAUCAUUUUAGGCUUCGUAUAAUCAUAGAAGAAGAAAAUUAGGAGUUAAGCUGUUGCAAAGUAGUAUAUUGUUUUCUUGUUUCAUUUGGGGAUAAUGGGAGACUAUCAAUUUCAUUUGUUUGUGUUUAGAUCGAUACAGAUAUGUUUACAUAGUUUGGGGAUUGGCUGCACUGCGUUUACACAAUGAAGAAUGGAGAUAUGGCAAUUUUGUUUUGGUUUCAUGAUCUCCUUAAAUGGGAAUUACUUUAUUGUAUAUGUAGCUUUACAAUAUAUUGUACGCUUGUAAUUUGUUACAGAUUAACAAUCCUAGUUCGAACGAA